AUGAAUUUCAACGAAUUUGAAAGGCUCAAGACAAGAAUCCCUGAAUCGAUUUCGCAUUUCAGGGAUAUUGAUAAAGAUAUCUCUAAACUACCUCAGUUCAUAUAUAACGAUAAGUUAAUUGAAACAUUAGCGAAUUGUACUUUAUACCAUUUUUUUAAUAAUGCUCAACGAUCGGAUUCAAAUCAUUCACUUCUUCAUUUAUUGGAUAUUAAAUUCGAAUUUAUUAUAGAAAAUCAAAGAGGAUCAACAAUAUUAGGGAUUCCAAUGUAUGCAAAUCAGUUUUUGCUUCAGCCGUUGGAUCCUCCAAGAUUUCAGACUUUGAACGGUAAAGCUUUGGAAAGUGUCCUAAUGUAUCCGCUACCAGGCACAAAUUGGGAAUGGGCCUGGAAUGAGUGGCAUAUUUUAAUGUUAAAUAAUGUGGACGAGAAUGGUUGGACAUACUCUGGAACGAGCUUUGGUAGCAAGCGUUGGAACAGCAGUAGAUAUUUAGGUAAAUUUGUAAGGAGGAGGAUAUGGCUUCGAAUGGCUGAAAGAAAUUUUUCUACGAAAGUUGCUGCGGAUAAUAGUAUAUCUGAGGAGAAUGUUCCAUCAACAAUCAACGUGUUUCCAUUCAAAAACCAAGAAAUCUGA
Messenger RNA from Brettanomyces bruxellensis, 630 nucleotides. RefSeq lists its product as uncharacterized. Bases 1 to 630 code for a protein of 209 amino acids. The transcript has a single exon. Lineage: Eukaryota; Fungi; Ascomycota; Pichiomycetes; Pichiales; Pichiaceae. The record is from RefSeq and is a predicted model, not a curated record.